Molecule: messenger RNA, 2162 nt
Organism: Antrostomus carolinensis (chuck-will's-widow)
Lineage: Eukaryota; Metazoa; Chordata; Aves; Caprimulgiformes; Caprimulgidae
Product: F-box/WD repeat-containing protein 5
Exons: 8
Coding region: 1-1770 (589 amino acids)
Biological process (GO): protein ubiquitination
Cellular component (GO): Cul4-RING E3 ubiquitin ligase complex; SCF ubiquitin ligase complex
Molecular function (GO): protein binding
Source: RefSeq, a predicted model, not a curated record
AUGACCCGUGAACACUCGGUGUCUGAGCCUGGCAGAGGGGUGGAGCUGCUGGCAGUCGCGGUGGUGGCAGUCGUGCAGUCACAGCUCUGUUCCCUGCUGGGUGCUGGAUGCAGUGUGGUGCGGUCUGGGAGGCUCAGGUCUGUCCCUUCCCCCCAUGGACACCCCUGUACCUGUCCCUGCUCGUGUGUUACAGCUGCUGUCUCCUGGUACGAUGAGUUCCAGCGGCUCUACGACACCAUCCCCUGCGUGGAAGUGCAGGCCCUGAAGGAGCACAAUGACCAGGUUUUGCACCUCAGCUUCUCCCACUCUGGCUGUUUGUUUGCCUCGUGCUCCAAGGACUGUACUGUCAAGAUCUGGAGCAAUGAGUUGGACAUCUCCCUGCAGCACAGCUCCAACAUGAGACCCUACAACUGGAGCUACACACAGUUCUCCCAGUUCAACUCCGAUGACUCCCUCCUUCUGGUGUCAGGUGUCUUUGUGGGGCCUCACAACUCCUCCUCAGGAGAGAUUGCCGUGAUCAGCAUGGAGAACUUCACGCUGCUGUCCAGGGUGAGGAACAAACCCUACGACGUGUUUGGCUGCUGGCUGAAUGAAACCAACUUGAUAUCUGGCAAUCUGCAUCGGAUCGGGCGCAUCACCUCCUGCUCGGUGCUGUGGCUGAACAACGCGUUCCAGGGCAUAGAGUCUGAGAAUGUGAAUGUAGUGAAGAGACUGUUCAAAAUCCAGAACCUGAACGCCAGCACGAUCCGGACCGUGAUGGUGGCUGACUGCAGCCGGUAUGAUUCCCCGGACCUGCUCCUGGACUACGAGGAGCAGCUGGCUGCUUCCUCCACCUCCACCUGCCCAGUCUUUGAUCUUGGCAGUGACAGUGAGGAAGAGGAGGCCAAGCCCAAGCAGACUCCGGAGCCAGCAGUACAGGAAUUGCCGGAUGAGGGGGGUGUGACAGCAGAGGAUGGGUUGCAGCAGUUCUUUGAUGAUAUCAUGGAGGGCCGUGUGCGGCCGGCAAUGACCGAGACAGAGCUGGAGACAAAGGUGGCUGAGCUGUUUGUACGCAACAGAACUAAACCACCUGAGCUGAACCUGCUCUCCACCGACAGCAACAGCAAGACAAAGUACUUAAUCUUCACCACAGGAUGCCUCACCUACUCUCCUCACCAGAUAGGGAUUAAAAGGAUCCUGCCCCAUCAGAUGACGACUGCUGGGCCGGUGCUCGGGGAGGAGAGGCGCUCGGAUGAGUUCUUUGACUCCUUGGAUCACGUCAUUGACAUCCACGGGCACAUCAUCGGCAUGGGCCUCUCCCCUGACCACAGGUACUUGUACGUGAACAGCCGUGCCUGGCCCCGGGACUGCGUCAUCUCCGACCCGAUGCAGCCGCCCCCCAUCGCCGAGGAGAUCGAUCUGCACGUGUUCGACCUGAAGACAAUGAAGGAGGUGAAACGAGCCCUCCGGGCGCACCGGGCCUACACGCCCAACGAGGAGUGCUUCUUCAUCUUCCUGGAUGUCAGCAGGGACUUCGUAGCAAGCGGGGCAGAGGAUCGCCACGGCUACAUCUGGGACCGGCACUAUAACAUCUGCCUGGCCAAACUGCAGCACGACAACGUGGUCAACUCGGUGGCGUUCAGCCCGGUGGAGCAGGAGCUGCUCCUGACAGCCAGCGAUGACACCACCAUCAAGGUGUGGCGUUCCCCUCGCACCGUGCGCGUCCAACAGGCCAGGAAGCCCAGGCCCAGGAAACUGCUCUUCUCCUGGCUCAUGAACCAGAAGAGCUGAACCCAGGUGCACCUGCUCCUGCAGCUUCCUCACUGCAGCCACCUCCUCUGGAGCUUGCAGAGCUUUGAGCCCUGCACAGCAGAGACGAGCUCUGGGCACGCAAAUCCCACCCGCCGAGUCAGGAGGGACCCCGGCAGCAGGAACCGCUUCCUCCUCGGAGCAUCCGCUCCAAAGACAGAACGUAAGAGCCCAGGGCCUGUUCCUGGGACUGGUGGGCAGCACAGGGUGGGCUCCUCACAGCUUCUCACGACCGCUGCUACUUGGUCACAGCUCUGUCUGGGUGAGCUUUGGUCUCUGAGAACAGGCAGAGGCACGUCUCCAGCAUUGGUACUGUGUGAGCCUGGGACGUGACCUCGCUGAGAGCUCCUGGCUGCAGAGCACUCGGCAGAAGC